This is a messenger RNA of Cryptotermes secundus, 2166 nucleotides long. RefSeq names its product glycine-rich cell wall structural protein 1.8. NCBI's taxonomy places the organism in Eukaryota, Metazoa, Arthropoda, Insecta, Blattodea, Kalotermitidae. Bases 125 to 1243 code for a protein of 372 amino acids. The transcript is spliced from 10 exons. The record is from RefSeq and is a predicted model, not a curated record.
AUGUGAGCGGAUGCGAAUGAUGCGAGGAUGUGAGUGUACCGGAAUUGCUAGGAAGCGGUGGUUAGAGUCCAUUUUGAUUUUGGAGUGGUUUAGUUGUAGGCGUUUUAGGUUUUCAGCCUGAACAAUGGAAGAGGUGCCAAACCGUGGUGGUUUUCGUGGUGGGGCACGUGGUAGGGGUGGCCCAGGAAGAGGUGGCCCACUGAGAGGUCGUGGAGGUUUUGGUGAUGGUAUGCGAGGAAGGGGUGGCCGUGGUGGCAUGAUGCGAGGUGGGCUACAGGGUCGAGGAGGUAGAGGUGGCCCUCCUAGGGGUGGUGGUAUGGGCCGUGGAGGGGACCGAGGUGGCUUUGGUGGACCUGGAGGAAGAGGACGAGGCAUGGGUAUGAGAGGACGUGGAGACUUUAGCUCAAGGGGAGAUGGACGAGGUGGUGGUUUUGGAGGUAGAGGUCGUGGAGGCCGUGGGAUGGACAGAGGGGGCCGUGGAGGUCGUGGUUUUGACAGAGGAGGUCGGGGUGGUGGUGGAGCUCCUAUGGGUGGUGACCGAUAUGGACCACCACCAGCAAAGCGAGGUGGCAUGGUACCACCACAGGGUGGACCAAUGGCCAAGAGAGGUCGAUUUGAAGGUGCACAAGGUGCUAAUGGUUAUUCUGCUCAUCCUCAUCCACCGAGCCAAUAUUCUGGUGGCGCGUUUGAGGCACGUGGAGUAACUCAGGUUACUAGCUAUCCUCCACCACCCAUCACCUCGGCCUAUGGAGGGGAAGUCGGCCAUAACUACCAGGCUGAUGGAGCUGGUCGCCAUUAUGAUGGUUCAACUGAGGCACCACCAUAUGGAGCAAACCAGGCAUAUGGAAGUGGAAGUCAGGCAUAUGGAGGUGGCUACACAAGUGGUGCUACAGGAUAUGAAGCGGGAGAUUAUACAGCGGGUGGGUACAGCCAACCUGUUCCUGAUGCUGGGACGGGAUAUGGCCCGCCUCCCAGCACCGCCAGCAGUGGAUACACUCAACCGGACACCUACCAGUCCUACAGUAAACCAGCUGCAGCUCCUGAGGCCUAUGGCGGAGGUUAUUCCAGCGGAACAGGAUACAACACAGCCUCUGGAUAUGAUGACAGGGGCUACUCCACAUCAACAAAUACUUAUGAAACCCCAGGUUAUGGUGGAGGUUAUGGGAAACCGGAAUAUGGUGGCAGUUCAGCUGGCUACGGCCAGUCUCGCGAUUAUGGUGGCCAGUCACAACGACGCUACUAAGAUUUGGCCAUUCAUAGUAGGCCUCUUAGUACAAAGAAUUGAGAAUGCUGUUCUAGCCAUAUGACAAACAAAGGGCUUAAAAUGUGUUUAAAUUCAUAUGACUGGGUCAACCAGUGCAGUGGUAUUAGAUGUUCAGUGUGGAGCAAACAACCCAAUCAGAAAGGCUUGUAAAAGAAGUUGAUAUGCACAAGAAAUAUAUCUUGCCAUUGCACUUGAAGAGAUGGAUGGACUUAAAAAUUUUUUUAAAAUAAAAUAAGGUCAUACCUAUUUCUUUUUCUGUCUCAAUUGAUGAGGACUUAUGGAAGACAUGAAUUGUAGUGUUUUGGACUCAAGAUAUUAAGAUGCAGGAAGUGAAAAUUAAUCUUCUAUUUAGGGUUGAACAGUUUCAGUCCACUGACUUACUGAGAAUGGAUUAGAAGUUAAUGUUCCAUCUGGGGAUUAUGUAGAAAUUCAUUCUCUAGCUUAAAGCCACUCUUAUUGUGUGUCCUGUGUGCAUUCAUUGUCCUUCUGAAUUAAUGUUAAUAUCUAAUGUAGUUAAAAGAGAGGUGUUUGUAAGUGUAGAACACCAUAAGGUGGAGGAACACCCUGUUGAAAUCUGAAACGCUACGUGGUGUAUUCUGAUAGUAUUAUUGUUUUUCUCUACAUUUGUGAAAUACAGCACAUUUAACUUGUACAACAAGAUUAGGUUUUUUAACAUUCCAACUUUGAAAUACCGAGUUUUCCUUUACACAAGAUAGUGUAUGUGAUUAGAAGCUGGAAGUUUUGUAACAAGUUGUAUGAAAAUAUUUAUUAUGAAAUUGUCUCUUUCCUGUCACUGAAAUACUGAUACAGCUUCACAUUUUAAUCAUGUAAUUCUUAAUAUGAACACUUUUUAGUGCUGAUCAUAUUUAUGUAAAUAAUAAUAUGGAAACACCUUUACUAUA